AUGGCGGCAACUCUGGAUCCGCCUCGCCUGGAAGUUUCAGGAGGGGGUAAUAUCGUCGAGUUCGAUUCCGUUUCCAUCACACCUCCCCAGAGCGCCCACGGCAAGAAGGCUGCGCCUGAAGGGGUUCCCUCGGAGUUGUCAGACCUCGAGCUGGAUUCAAAGUCCACCUCAGUGCCUGGAGAACCUUCGAUCAAGAGGGAGCAAUUAGAAGAAGCAGAGCUUGUCGAAGAUAUUGAACCUGACCAUUACUAUGGCGGUGGGAAAAUUCCCGUCUUCAAGCCAACAAUGGAUCAGUUCCGCGACUUCCAGUCCUUUAUCAAUAAGAUUGAUAAGUAUGGAAUGCAGGCGGGAAUCGUGAAAGUGGUUCCCCCGAAGGAAUGGACCGAAUCACUCUCACCAUUAGAUGAUGCGGUAAAGACAAUCCGUGUGAAGAAUCCAAUCAUGCAGGAGUUUCAUGGGUCGCACGGGACAUACACUCAGGCCAAUAUUGAACGACAGCGCACAUACAAUUUGCCCCAGUGGAAGGGCCUGUGUGAAGAGAGUAGCCAUCAACCGCCCGCUCGCCGUGGAGAGAGACGUCGAAAUCAAGAACGUGUCAAUCGACCAGCUCCCACCCCACGGCCCCAAGCACCUCGCCCCGAGGGUCAGAAGCGUCGACCUGGCCGACCUCCCAAGCGUGGAAAUCAGGUCAAAGUUAAGGACGAGCCUACCGAUGAUGACGCGGAAAAGUCCCGGCUCGAAGGCCCUCCGACACCUGUUUCGCCAGAAUCACUUCCAGUUGAGACCAAAAGCGAGGACUUGAGCGAUGGUGAAUCCCUUCCCGCUGCCAAGCCGAAGGGUAGACAGCCCAAGUCUGUAACAGCACGCCGCAAGAAUAACCGGGGUGAGACUGUUGACCAUGUGGACGAAGAGGCCUUCAAGGAGUUUGAUUAUCGCAUCCACGAUAACGAAGAUUACACCGCGGAGAGAUGUGAGGAGCUAGAGACUGCCUACUGGAAGUCCCUGAUGUUCAACAAUCCGAUGUAUGGCGCAGAUAUGCCAGGCUCACUCUUUGAUGACUCCACCACCUCUUGGAACGUGGCCAAAUUGCCCAACUUGCUUGAUGUUCUUGGACAGAAAGUGCCCGGUGUCAACACGGCAUAUCUGUACUUGGGAAUGUGGAAGGCUACGUUCGCGUGGCACUUGGAAGACGUGGAUCUCUACAGUAUCAACUACAUCCACUUUGGUGCCCCGAAGCAGUGGUACAGCAUCUCACAAGAGGACGCCCCCAAGUUUGAGGCGGCCAUGCGCAGCAUCUGGUCCAGUGAUGCCAAGAAUUACCUACUUGGUCUCCCCAGCUUGCUGAAAUCUCAGUAUGGUAUCACUGUCAACCGACUGGUCCACUACGAAGGAGAGUUUGUCAUAACCUUCCCGUACGGUUAUCACUCCGGGUACAAUAUUGGCUACAAUUGUGCCGAAUCUGUCAACUUUGCAACGGAGCGCUGGUUGGACUACGGUCGUAUCGCCAAAAAGUGCAAUUGUGAAGCCGACAGUGUCUGGAUCGAUGUGGAUGAAAUCGAGCGCAAACUACGCGGCGAGGCCACUCCCGAUUACUACGGGGACUACGAUAGCGAGCUUGAAGGUUUCGAUGGUGCUUCAGAUAUGCUCACGCCUCCACGCAGUGUGCCUGAGAAGUCCUCCACCCGUGGGCGAAAGCGGAAGAAUGCGGGUGACGGGCCGCGAACCAAACGACUUAAACUCCACCUUGAAGGCCCGCGGAAGAUCCCAUGUCUCCUGUGCCCGAACAACCUUGAUUAUGAGGAUCUAUUGCCAACUGAAGAUGGCAAGGGACAUGCUCACCGUCGGUGUGCAUUGUUCAUCGAGGAGACCUCCAUCCUCCGUGAUUCGUCUGGUAACGAGGUAGUCUGUGAUAUCGACAAGAUUCCCAAGGCCCGCCUGGGUCUAAAAUGUCUUUUCUGUCGCGAGGUCCGUGGUGCUUGUUUCCAAUGCAACUUUGGCAAAUGCACACGUGCCUAUCAUGCCACAUGUGCACUUCUGGCGGGCGUUCAGGUCGAGCACGGUGCGAUUGCUGUCAUUGCCGAUGAUGGUCAACAAUACUCACUCCCGAGUGUGGACCUCAAGUGCAAAUUCCACCGUCAAAAGCGACCCGCGGGACUGCUGGUGGAAUCAUCCGAUCUGGAUCGCCGGGUUAUUGAAGCUGCUAGUCGUCUGGCGCAGGGAGAUUUGAUUCAGUUCCAAGCUGACAAGGAGAUUAAUGGCGCCAUUGUGUUAGAGAACCGCCCGGAGGAACGGAGUCUGUUAUUGAAGGUUCUGCCACGAGGAGAUGUCAUUGAGAUGCCUUACCGCUGGAUGCUGGUGGUACGCAAGAGCAACUUCGUGCCCCUCGCACUGGGCAUCCAACCCCUCCCGGCCCACUUAGCGCGGAAGCCCGACUCGAGAAAGGAAUUGGAGGCUGCCGUUCCGGUCGCAGGCAGUGCAUUUGGCGACAGUCGAUCUCCCUAUCAAUGGGCUGAAUUCGAGACGGUGGAUGAAGCUAAAAACCAAUUCGCCCCACCCGUCAGAGUGAACUUGGCUCAAGAAGAGCAGGUGUGGCAUUACCUGGGCACGCAUUCCACCGAGAGUAGGGCACAGUAUACGCACAACCCUAGCGUGCCCGUCCACAACCCGCGGGCCAAUUUCCUGGACAGUGUCAAGUCGCUUGGCGUGGCUGGUGGUGUCAAUGUUCGUGCAUCGAAGAUCCCCCCCCACCGUCCAUUCCAUUAUGCUGCCACCGCUCCUGCCCCUCCUUACCAGCAAAAUCUUUACGCCCAACACCGACCACCGCUGCUGCUGCUACAACAACAACAAAACCAACAUCUCCUCCAGUCAGCCUUGAACGCUGCCAACUUCGUCGCCCCUCACCUACAAUCUUCCUCCUCGUCAUCGCCCCGACCGCCUUCGUCCACCGCCUCCUCCUCCCUGCAGCACCUUGCCCCUCCCCCUGCCCCUGCUGCUGCUACUGGUGCUGCUGCUGCUGGACCUGCGAUGCCGUCGGCCUUUCGAACUCUACCGAAUUCAUCUAUCCGCCAUGCCCCCUACCCCACGGUCGCCAAAUCGCAUGCUCAGCAGCAGCACCACCUCACUUCCACCAAUACCUUUGCCAACGUUCGUGACCUCAUCGCCCGUCGCCGCCUCGCCCAGAUCACCGAACAUGCCAAUGUGUUCGCUGGGUACACGAUCGUCAGCCCGGAAUUGGUGGUAGAAACCCUGUUGGGGCCUAUGGGAUCGAUCCCUCCGCUCAAUGGUCUUGAAAAACUGGAGCUGGCCAUGGCCCAGCAGCGUGUGCAGCCCAGGGCUGCCGAUGGGACCUUGCUGCCGCCGCAGACGCUCAACAUGCGGGCAGAUGAGGUCGCUCGGCUUCUUCAGAUGCUCCGAUUCUCGUUGGUCAGUCACCGAGAGCGAUUGGAUGUCAUCCAAAAGAAGGAGUCGGAAGGGGUGAAGCAGGAAAUUGUCGAUCAAGGAAGUGUUGCCGCGGCGAGGAUGCCGGGUAAAUAUGCGUUCCUGGAUCAGCAACGAGCCAAGGCCCCCAAUGUGUAUCAGUCCCCGUAUAAUAUGCCGUCUGGUCUCUCCGAGUAUGCGAAGACCACGUACGGAUUGAUCCCGUCGCCAGAUGAGCCGCCCAAGUCAUCCCUGGCCAAUGACUUCUUUGCCAGCCUCUCCCAGGCGGAGCAGGAGAAAAUCAUGAAGACGUGCGGGAGCUUUGUGCAACGUGCCAUCGAGCGGUCGACCAGUCAUAGUCGGCAUAGCUCAACGGCGUCGAAUCUGCGAUUGUCAUCGGCCCUUGCACAACAGACGGAAAACCCGACCAUUGACAUAACGACGGUCGACGAUCCCCCGCUCUCCGGUCUGGACAUGCCUCUGCAUGCCGAUUCCCCCUGCUCCAGUUUUGGUCGGUCGCAUAUGCGAUUCCCGUCACCUAAUGACUUCCCCACUCACGGCCCCGACCCCCAACCCGAUCAUCAUGAUCUAUUUGGUGAUCAACAGGCCAAUACUCGGUUCUGGCAGAACGGGCCGUGGGUCGCUGGUGACGGCAACACGCCGAACGAAGAGAAUCGGCCCUUCUUCGGGCCGCAUCUCUUCGGGCCUCAUGAGCGACUCAAGCACGACUAUGCUUCCUCUGAUAUCUCCUUGGGCAAAGGGCCCGGCUCCCUACAUUCAGUCGACAUGGCCGGGUUUGGUCCCGAUGCGGCCGACGAUCUCCUGACGGGAGGGCUCAGUCCCUGA
Molecule: messenger RNA, 4263 nt
Organism: Penicillium daleae
Lineage: Eukaryota; Fungi; Ascomycota; Eurotiomycetes; Eurotiales; Aspergillaceae
Product: putative jumonji family transcription factor
Exons: 5
Coding region: 1-4263 (1420 amino acids)
Biological process (GO): chromatin remodeling
Cellular component (GO): nucleus
Molecular function (GO): histone H3K9 demethylase activity; histone H3K36 demethylase activity
Source: RefSeq, a predicted model, not a curated record